Molecule: messenger RNA, 813 nt
Organism: Magnolia sinica
Lineage: Eukaryota; Viridiplantae; Streptophyta; Magnoliopsida; Magnoliales; Magnoliaceae
Exons: 5
Coding region: 109-585 (158 amino acids)
Biological process (GO): protein folding
Cellular component (GO): cytoplasm
Source: RefSeq, a predicted model, not a curated record
CUCGCUUCCCCUGAAAACUCGCGGGAAGCAGCUAAUAAGGUCGCGUAAAGGGGAGAGAGAGAGAGGUGCUGGCCUGGAAAAGAAGCAAGCGAGAAAUCGAAGGGGGAAAUGGCGGAGAAAUUGGCACCAGAGAAGCGCCACAGCUUCGUCCAUGCCGGUCAGAAGGUAUUCGAAUGGGAUCAGACGCUGGAAGAGGUGAACAUUUACAUAUCCCUCCCUCCGAACGUUCCCACCAAGCUCUUCUCCUGUACCAUCCAAUCCACUCAUCUCCAAGUCGGCAUCCGCGGAAAUCCCCCUUAUCUCAACCAUGAUCUCACCUGUCCCGUCAAGACCGAUUCCUCCUUCUGGACGUUAGAGGAUGGUACAAUGCACAUAACCCUGCAAAAGAGAGACAAGGGGCAAACAUGGACUUCUCCUAUAUUGGGUCAAGGGCAACUUGAUCCAUAUUCAGCUGAUCUUGAACAAAAGCGACUUUUGCUACAGAGAUUCCAGGAAGAGAACCCAGGCUUUGACUUCUCACAGGCUCAGUUUAGUGGAAAUUGCCCUGAUCCAAGGACAUUCAUGGGCGGUAUACGCUCUGAUUAAUGAGGGCGGUAUACCAUAAUCCCAGUACCAUGUCAUUGGCUUGAUCUCACUGGUAAAAAAGACUGGAAAAGCUGCUGUUAUUUAAACAAUUCUGUAACAUGUUCACUUGUAAAGUCUCAGUAUAUGUUUUGCUUUAGCUGUGUUUUGAUUGUGCUGGAUUUUGGCUCAUGCCAUCACCAUAUGUUAGCUUGGCUAUAUGCUAGAGUAGAAGAUUCAAGCUGUUCAGUA